Messenger RNA from Aegilops tauschii subsp. strangulata, 318 nucleotides. Lineage: Eukaryota; Viridiplantae; Streptophyta; Magnoliopsida; Poales; Poaceae. The record is from RefSeq and is a predicted model, not a curated record.
AUGGACACUGAGCCAAUGAGGUGCGCAUGCUGCGACUUCAAAGAGGAGUGCACCCAGGAGUACAUAAAGAGCGUCAAGGCCAACUUUGGAGGGGAAUGGCUCUGCGGCUUAUGCUCGGAGGCCGUAGGGGAUGAACUCAGUAGAGAGGGAAGGGGCCAGGAUGGCGUCAAAGAGGCUAUCAAGGCGCAUAUGGCAUUCUGCAGGAUGGCUCUGUCAAGCCCAGCUGUACGAGUCGCCGAUGGCAUGAGGGAGAUGCUCAGAAGGAGCUCAAGAGAUAAGGGGAGGCCUUCAACAUCAGCAAAGUCAUGCUCUCUCUAA